Messenger RNA from Microthlaspi erraticum, 1002 nucleotides. NCBI's taxonomy places the organism in Eukaryota, Viridiplantae, Streptophyta, Magnoliopsida, Brassicales, Brassicaceae. The record is from the annotation of a GenBank genome assembly.
AUGGAUAAGGGUGAAGCAACAAAGCAAGCCCGAAACAUAGUCCUAGUAGGUCGUGCAGGGAAUGGGAAAAGUGCCACGGGGAACAGCCUCAUUGGACAAAAAGUGUUUGAGUCAGAAGCACAUGAAAAAUGUCAGGCGCAUGGAGCUGUCAUGGGAGAUAAUCUCACAAUCAACGUGAUUAAUACUCCAGAUCUGUCUGACAUGGGUUUACCCGCUGAGUUUAUAAAUAGAGAAAUCGUUAGAUUCCUAACUCUAGCGGAAGGAGGGAUACACGCUGUGGUCUGGGUUCUAUCUGCAAGGUCGACUCAAAUUACGGUAGAGGAUUUGAGCACACUUGGAAUCUUGCAUGCUCUAUUUGGGAGUGAAAUCGCUGCUUAUGUUACCAUCGUUUUCACGGGCGGUGAUAUGCUGGAAGAGGAGGGUGUGACACUAGACGAGUUCUUGGGUAGAGAAGAUUGUCCUCCCUUCGUAAAGGAAGUUUUGAAGAUGUCUGGUAACAGAAUGGUUCUGUUCGACAACAAAACUCAUGAUGAAGGCAAGAAGGCUGAGCAAGUCAAUAAGCUUCUCUCUCUAGUAGAUGAAAUUAAACGGAAUAACCAUGGACAGUCAUAUACUGAUGGCAUGUACAAUGAGAUAAAGGAACAUAGCGACAAACUAAGCAAGGAGCUUGAGGAGCUUGAAGCAAAGAAUCAUCCAGCUGAUUUGGAAUCAGAGUUGAAAGAUCAGUUGCAUGCAUCGUUUGAAGAGAGUAUGACCCUUAUGUCUAACGAGGUGGAGAAGAAGCUGAAAGCUGCAGAAGAAGAGCUGAAAGCUGCUGUGCACGCGCAGGAGCAAGAGAAGGAUUCGAUGGGAACAUGUGAUGGCUGGUACGAAGCGAAGAAGUUCUUUGCAACAUGGAGUUGGGAUUUAGCGAUGUACCUCGCGCAGAAUCCUCCUGGUCGUUGGGGGAGCGGUGGCGGUAGUUAUCGUCCUUCUCCACGUCAAUUUAAUAUGCGCCUCUAA